Messenger RNA from Colletotrichum graminicola M1.001, 1947 nucleotides. RefSeq lists its product as uncharacterized. The record is from RefSeq and is a predicted model, not a curated record. The transcript has 2 exons. NCBI's taxonomy places the organism in Eukaryota, Fungi, Ascomycota, Sordariomycetes, Glomerellales, Glomerellaceae. The coding region runs from base 1 to 1947 and encodes 648 amino acids.
AUGAAGGUCUUCGCUCUCCUAGCCCUUGUCGGCCUUGCCGUCGCCGACCUCAUCCAGACUGGGGCGUCACUGAAGCUCGAUGACGUGCAUUAUUUUGUCUCACCCUUCUCCCAAGGCAAGCCCUCCAACCGCUCCGUCAACGUCAAGUCCCUCCCUCGUGCCUUCGGCUUCACCCCCGUCACCAUCGUCUCCGACCCCGUCCGCGAAGACGGUCUCGUUUCUCUCUUCUCUAACUGGACCGCCAAGGACGACGUCUGGCAGCCCGCCUUCCUGAGCGUCAUCUUUCUCGCAGGCGCCGAAAGCCCUCUUAUGACGAAGACCAGCUACGAAGGCAGCAACAAGACGCAGUCCGUCGUCAUCCCCCUCUCCGCGGGGCGCAGCAUCCCUUCUGGCCCGUACUUCCUCGACACCUACACCGGCAACGUUUACCAGGCCUUCCGCCUGUACGAUGACUUCGCCGGGGCCUUCUCGGAGUCCCUCCUCCAGACGCCCGACGGCACGUUCCAGACCCUGUCCGCGCAGGUCCCCUCCACGGCGUCCCUGACCAUCGGCGUCCCCUCUCGCCUCUACUUCACGCCCACGGCCGAGAAACCCUUGGCCGGCGUCCGUGUUGGCGUCAAGGACAUCUACGCCCUCGCCGGCGUCCGCGGCUCCAACGGCAACAGGGCCUGGUACUCCCUCUACCCGCCCGCCAGGGCCACGGGCCCCGCCAUCCAGAACCUCAUCGAUGCGGGCGCCAUCAUCGUUGGGUACCAGAAGCCGUCGCAGUUCGCCAACGGGGAGAUGGCCACGGCCGACUGGGUCGACUACCACGCGCCCUUCAACCCGCGCGGUGAUGGGUACAACGACCCGUCGUCCUCCUCCUCGGGUGCCGGUGCGUCCGUCGCCUCCUACGACUGGCUCGACAUCGCCGUGGGGAGCGACACAGGGGGCUCCAUCCGCGGGCCGGCCGGCGUGCAGGGCCUAUUCGGCAACCGCCCCUCGCACGACCUCGUCAGCCUGGAGGGGGUCAUGCCGCUGUCCCCUGUGCUGGACACCGCUGGCUUUCUGACUAGGAACCCGUACCUGUGGGACGAGGCGAACAAGGCCCUGUACAGAGGCAACUACACGUCGCUGGCAGGCGUCGAGGUCAAGUAUCCCAAGACGCUGUACACGCUCGGCCUCCCAAAAUUGGACAGCAUCCCUCCUGCGCAGGUGCCCGCCGCGCGGAUGCUAAACAAGUUCGCGAGCGACCUUGCCGGGUUUCUCGGGACGAACGUGACGACCUUCAACCUAACCUCAUCGUGGGCCUCUUCCGCCCCGGCGGAGGUCAGGAACCAGACUCUAACGGACGUGCUGGGGCUUACGUACGCGACGCUCAUCACCAAGCAGCAGACGGCCCUCGUCCGCGACCCCUUUUACGCCGACUACGCUGCCACCCACGACGGCCGUCUCCCCUUCGUGAACCCCGUCCCGCUCGCCCGCUGGGCUUGGGGAGACGCCCAGCCGGCCACGGCCCUCGCCGAGGCAAAGGCCAACAAGACGCUGUUCGCGGACUGGUUCAACACCCGCGUCCUCCCGCCCGCCUCCGAUGACGCCUCGUCGACGUGCUCCUCCGGCCUCCUGCUGUACGUCGGCAGCGCCGGCAUCGCGAACCCGCGGAACCAGUACCCGUCCAGCGCGCCGAGGCCGCCGGUCGGCUUCUCCAGCGGGCGGCUGAGCGUCUUCAGCGGCGCGCCAGACCACGUCUUCCCGCUGGGCGAGGUGGGCAGCGUCAGCAUCGUGACGAACCACACCGAGGUGCUGCCGGUGACGGUGGACGUCAUGGCGGCGCGGGGGUGCGACGGGCUCCUCGUGCGGCUGGCGCAGGACCUGCUCGCGGCCGGCCUGUUGAAGGUCCCCAAGGCUGGGGGCACGCUGACCGGCGGCGAGGUCCUCAUGAGGAGGGAUGUGCAUGACUGGCUUUGA